AGCCUCCGAGAGAGGUUACGAUGUGCCCCAAACGCCGUGCCUCGGAGCUGAAGCGCCUGUCAACGCUGCACGCGGAGAGCCGAAGACAGAGCGAGCCCCCCAGUCGCCUGAAGGGAGCGUUCGGACACUGCGCCUGCGCAGAGCGCCUGCUGCUAGCCGCGGCGGCGAUCGCCUGCGCAAAGGAAGAGCGGCUUGCGCUUGCGCAGAAAAUUGAAGUCGCCUCGGCAGCCUUGGGGAGCAUGCAUAAACUUAAAUCAGCUCAGAAGGACAAGGUCCGCCAAUUCAUGGCAUGCACUCAGGCUAGCGAGAGGACUGCCAUCUACUGCCUGACACAGAAUGAGUGGAAACUAGACGAGGCCACAGACAGUUUCUUCCAAAACCCGGAGGCGUUUCACCGAGAGUCUAUGAAGAGCAGUGUGGACCAGAAGAAGCUGGAGCAACUGUACAGCAGGUACAAAGACCCACAGGACGAAAACAAAAUCGGAAUCGAUGGGAUUCAGCAGUUCUGUGAUGACCUGAGUCUGGACCCCGCCAGUAUCAGCGUUUUGGUCAUAGCGUGGAAGUUCAGGGCCGCCACUCAAUGUGAAUUUAGCAAAAAGGAAUUUGUGGAUGGCAUGACGGAGCUGGGGUAUUUAGAAAUGGCUGUUGCAUAUUGGAAGUUAGUAUUGUCUGGAAGGUUUAAAUUUUUAGAUCUUUGGAACACAUUUCUGCUGGAGCAUCACAAAAGAUCAAUUCCAAGGGAUACUUGGAACCUUCUCCUAGAUUUUGGAAACAUGAUUGCAGAUGAUUUGUCUAACUACGAUGAAGAAGGAGCAUGGCCUGUCCUUAUAGAUGACUUUGUAGAAUACGCACGGCCAGUGGUCACAGGCGGGAGACGAGGCCCUUUCUAGAUGGAAAAGCUGGAUGGAGGGUAGGAUGGGCGUGUCCUGGAGGAGACAGCUGCGUGGGUUGCUGUGUGCAUUUGUCGCUGACCUCCGAGUCUUCCUCGUCCACUCAUGAAGCAAACCCUUCCUCUGCUUAAAGGCUGCAGUGGCUGGCGUGCAGACACACAGAAGCGCCUCGGGACGCCGGGGACCUGGACAGAGCUAGUGCUUGAGGAGCCUGCAUGACUUGUCUUUAGAGAAAGCAACAUAGACCCUGUUCGCAGGGCUGAGAGCUCGCUGUCCAGCUCCUCACGUUAAGGGGAGCACCAGCCGUUUCCAAACUGGAAUCAUGUUACAAUUAUGCUUCAAAGCGGCAUCUGUGUCCUCAGAAUGACGUAUCUUUUAUACAAGUCCAAGCUGUUAAACACAUGCCUCAUGAAGGUGGCCUUGCCUGAGAGCCCACUGCUUUUAAUCUUGGUAUUCAAGAUGGAUAGUUUUGAAUUAUCAAAUCUCUAGAUUUACUAGAUGUUUUGCUUUCAUUUCCUCUAGAAGAGACUGUUGCAGUUUGCACAGGGUGGCUGGCACAGGAUAGGUCCAGCAGGUUCAUAUCCAACUGUUAACAAGCUGGUAGGCCAGUUCACUUCUAAUGAGGUUAUCACUAUAGGCCUGGAUGCUGCCUCCUNAGAAGUUUCUUAUUUUUUUAAUAUAUUUUAUAUUUAAAAGGACGUUUUCCAUGAGAAACACUUCUUUUUGAGUGAUGAAUUAGAUUUGCAAAUCAGAUGCACCAGUUCCCGUCACCUGUCUAAGAUGUCUUCAGUGCCCAGUGUUCAGCCCUUCGAAAGCCAUAUACAUUUGGAAGCAAACAUACGUCAUCCAGAAGGAAUCCACACCCAAAGCCCUGUCUCACCUGUCUGCGCCUGGGUCUAUGCCGUGUCACCAUCUGCUUUUCCAGUGUUUACCUGGUCAGCAUGCACUCAUGCACACAGGCAUAGAGGGCCUGGAUCCUACCUGCUCAUCUGGUGUCAAGCUUCGAACAUCACUGUGCUGACCCUACCUCACACUUGCCAAGACUUGGUGUCACACGCGUGCCUUGCUGCCCAGCCUACAGGGCCAUGGGGCAGAUAUGCUGGGCCCACUUCAGGACAGGGGACUUGUCAAUGUCUGAACACAGAAAGCAUGCCCCAUAUGUGCUNUAGGGCAGCUCCUGGUACUGGGGCCUGCUCCUGGGGUAGGAAGCAGCUCUGAGGUAUGCGUGCCCUACGAGGUGGACAUUGCUAAUGAACAGGAACCUCACAGGAGGUGAAGGGUCGGAACUGGAAACCAGUCUCCACAAGCCAGCCCCUCGGUGCGUGAGAUGACAUCACUAGUGGCCUGUCAGCGCAGGUCUGUCAAGGGACAACCGGGUCAUCUUUGAGAGCAUANGUAACCAAACUGACUUAGUGAAAACCUGGAAAACAAUUUCCUUCCAGGCUUUGUGGGUUCCUGACUUGUAGCUAACUUCUGUUCAGAGAAGUUUAUAGAUACAAAGAACUAAAUCUUGAAGGUCUGCAAUACAUUCUUAUUUCUAAGAUUUAACAUUCUUCAGGGAAAGGACCAGUGAUAUGAUUCAGCAGGUGAAGGCACAGCCUGGGUUCAGUCCCUGGGAGCCACGUGGUGGAGGGCAGAAGUGACUGCUCUAGCUGUCCUCUGACCUCCACACAUGUGCCAUGAAAUGCAUGUACUCCCCACACACAUGUACUCACACAGUAAAACAAAUAGACAAGCAAACAUAAAUAAGUUCUACGGGAUUGUCAAUAGGCUGCGACAUACCAGUAAUUGAUAAAGGCUUUUUAAACAAUUGUGCUUUCUUUACACUUGAAUUGUGCAUGUUACAGAAAUGCUGAAAACUAAGAUAUAGUAAAUAAAAUAUUUU
This is a messenger RNA of Mus caroli (Ryukyu mouse), 2775 nucleotides long. The record is from RefSeq and is a predicted model, not a curated record. Lineage: Eukaryota; Metazoa; Chordata; Mammalia; Rodentia; Muridae.